Messenger RNA from Capsicum annuum, 661 nucleotides. RefSeq lists its product as uncharacterized. Bases 1 to 303 code for a protein of 100 amino acids. NCBI's taxonomy places the organism in Eukaryota, Viridiplantae, Streptophyta, Magnoliopsida, Solanales, Solanaceae. The record is from RefSeq and is a predicted model, not a curated record. The transcript is spliced from 3 exons.
AUGAAGGGCAUUUCUGUAAAUCACAAAAUUUAUUGGGUCUGCCCACUUUCACUUGUGAGCACUUUCAGUCAUACCAUCUAUGAGCACUCAACCACACAUGAAAGCUUUUUAUGCUUUACCAAUUUCCCUUCACUUUUCCAAUUUUACUUCUUCCUCUCAAAAUAUCUGCCUACCAAAAACACAAGCUCUACAAUCUCUGGAUACUUUGUUAAAAAAGCUAUCAGUUUGCAGCCGUUUGUGCUGUGCAGGUUGUUGUUCUUAUAUGUGAUCGACCAUCUCCACUUUGGAACUCCUUGUAAAUAGUUUCUGGAGCAUAGAGAACAUAUGUUCACAGUUGCAGUUAUCUCUACCAGCCAGCCAGCCAUUCAGAUUGCUCUAUUUUCGAUUAGCACUUAUUCUAACUAUGCUAUGUAGUUGAUCCAACCUAUCAUGUAAUUGUACGCUACAAAAUUAGUUGUGCAUGUCUGCAAAGAAGAUCUAGCAAAGAAUGUAAUCAUCUUUGUUUAGUAGCAGUUGCGGUUUUAUUGAUAGAUAACUAUAAUUAUUUUCCUUUCUUAUGGUAGGCAUAAGUGUGUAAUCUAUUAUUUGUAUUCCUUUGUAAGAUGCUUGUGUUGAUACUCCCAAGGUCCUAUGUGUGAGGGAUGUCUCUUGUUUUCUUUUU